Onthophagus taurus is the source of this 1469-nucleotide messenger RNA. Its product is annotated as retinol-binding protein pinta-like. Gene Ontology annotation, cellular component: membrane. The record is from RefSeq and is a predicted model, not a curated record. Gene Ontology annotation, molecular function: phosphatidylinositol bisphosphate binding. Lineage: Eukaryota; Metazoa; Arthropoda; Insecta; Coleoptera; Scarabaeidae.
AAGUAUGCUAGGGGCUUCUUCGAGGCUAAAUUGCAAACGAUAUUCGAUAAAAGGAAGAUAAGUGAGGUUAUGUUAGCUCUAACAUAGGUUAGGUUAAAAAUGCGAAAAUUUAAUUUUUAUUUUAUUUAUUACAUACAUUAAUACAUUUUGUGGUAAAAAAUCGAAAAAUGAACCGCAAUUGGCUAAAAAUGGCCUUCUUUGAGGCUAAAUUGCAAACGAUAUUCGAUAAAAGAAAGAUAAGUGAGGUUAUGUUAAAUGAUAAUAUAAAUCCCAACAAUAAGUAUUUUUAAUUUUAAAAGUUUAUAAGUCCAUUAUUUUUUGGAACAAUCAUUGAAGUGUAAAGAUAAGAAUAAAUCCAUCAAAUAAAAUUAUCAAAAAGUCUCUUAUUGAAAAUCCAUCGAUAAAGCACAAAAUAAAAAGAUUUAGUUAUCUACACCAUGAUAAAACGAUAAAAUCUACAAAAACACUUUCAAUUAGUUAGCAUUUAGUUACCAACCAAUAUUGCAUCAUGUCUAUAAGACAACUUUCUCCGGAAUUACAAGCGAAAGCAAUCGCUGAAUUAAAUGAAGACCCAAAAAGAAUUCCUGAAGAUAUCAAAUCCAUCAAAGAUUGGCUUUCAAAGCAACCCCAUUUGAAAGCAAGAACAGAUGAUCAAUUUAUUUUAACGUUCCUCCGAGGAUGUAAAUUUAGUUUGGAAAGAACCAAAGAAAAACUUGAAACUUAUUACACAAUGAGAACUCUUUUACCCGAAUUUUUUAAAAACAGGAAUCCUUUUGAUCCGAAAAUGCAAGCAAUUUUAAAAGCGGGAACAUAUCUUCCUUUAAAUGCAGCUAGUGCAGAUUCACCAAAAGGAAUGUUGAUGAGAGCCGAAGGUUGGGAUUUAAACGCUUACACCAUGGUUGAUAUCAUGAAAUUGAACUACAUGAUUAUGGACAUCAUUGUAAAUGAAGAUGAUCACGCCCUUAUAGCCGGAGUGAUUGCUUUGCAAGAUGGAACUGGAAUCGAAAUGAAACAUAUGUUACAAAUGACACCGAGCAUGAUGAAAAAGAGUUCGAUGUUAUUCCAAGAAGCUUAUCCAAAUCGCCCAAAAGCUAUGCAUUAUUUCAAUCCACCUUCGUUCAUUGAAACAAUGAUGAACAUGUUUAAACCGUUUUUAAAGGAAAAAAUGGUUAAGAGGUUUCAUAUUCACAACACCAAAAACAUUAAUGAUAUGUAUGAAUUCUUCCCCAAAUCGAUUUUACCAGAGGAAUAUGGAGGAGAUGCUGGAAAAUUGCAAGAUAUUAUCAGUUAUUGGAAAAGUAAAGUCGAAAGCUACGCCGAGUGGUAUAAGGAAGACGAGAAAUACGGUACUGAUGAGUCUAAACGUCUUGGAAAACCAAAAACAUCAGCUGAUCUUUUUGGAAUCGAAGGUUCUUUUAGAAAACUUGAUGUUGAUUAAGUGAAAUUAAUAAAAUUAUUUUUUUACAACC